Molecule: messenger RNA, 1644 nt
Organism: Archocentrus centrarchus (flier cichlid)
Lineage: Eukaryota; Metazoa; Chordata; Actinopteri; Cichliformes; Cichlidae
Gene: gbx1
Product: gastrulation brain homeobox 1
Exons: 2
Coding region: 256-1221 (321 amino acids)
Biological process (GO): regulation of nervous system development; regulation of transcription by RNA polymerase II
Cellular component (GO): nucleus
Molecular function (GO): RNA polymerase II transcription regulatory region sequence-specific DNA binding; DNA-binding transcription factor activity, RNA polymerase II-specific
Source: RefSeq, a predicted model, not a curated record
AGAGAGCGUGUGUUUAUGUCUCAGUGUGUGACAAAUAAGAGGGAAAAGGUAGCGCUGGUGCACACAACAAAGCGUCCGACUGACUGAAGCGUUUAGAGUGCAGAUAUCCGAAGAAGAGGUCUACUUCCAGGGAUGACAACACGGCAGAGGAUCUACUUUCAAUUCACGCUCUCUUUAAACUGAAAGUUUUGCGCGUCGUCGACGGAAGGACAUCUGCUUUCAAGUUUUCACCAAACAAAAGUGUUUGCCUGCAAAAUGCAGAGACCAGGCGGGCAAGGGACGGCGUUUUCAAUCGAUUCCCUGAUAGGGACCCCUCAGCCCAGGCCGGGACACCUGCUCUACACGGGCUAUCCUAUGUUCAUGCCGUACAGACCUUUGGUUAUCCCACAAGCUUUAUCCCAUUCCCCUUUAUCGUCUGGUAUACCUCCACUCGCGCCAUUGGCUUCUUUUGCGGGACGACUCACCAACACGUUCUGUGCCAGUUUGGGACAGGGGGUGCCAUCCAUGGUUGCGCUCACAACAACGAUGCCAAGUUUCUCGGAUCCCCCGGACAGUUUCUAUCCACCGCAAGAGCUGCCUGGUCCCCGUUUAAGCGCUGCUGACCCGGGAGCGAGAAGGCAAGAAAGCCCGCACUCUGAGGAGCUGCACAGCCGGGACAAGAGCUCUGAGAUGCUCAACUUCUCGGAAACUUUUCAGACAAUAUCAGGUGAGACCAAACUCUACAGUUCAGACGACGAGAAGCUGGACCUAAAAUCAGCAGACACCGUUUGCAGCGACCGAGAGGACAGCUCCGCGGACAGCGAGAACGAAAGUUUCUCGGACGGCAACAACUGUGGUCCCUUGUCCCAGAAGAGCAAACUUAAAACGGGCUCGCAGGAGGCGCUACCGACCGGCAGCUCAGCAGGGAAGAGCCGGAGGAGACGAACAGCUUUUACCAGCGAGCAGCUGCUCGAACUCGAAAAGGAGUUUCACUGUAAAAAAUACCUUUCUCUGACUGAACGCUCCCAGAUUGCACAUGCACUUAAACUGAGCGAGGUGCAGGUGAAGAUUUGGUUUCAGAACCGCAGGGCCAAAUGGAAACGGAUCAAAGCAGGCAACGUCAACAACCGGUCGGGAGAACCGGUGAGAAAUCCCAAAAUUGUGGUCCCCAUCCCAGUGCACGUCAACAGGUUCGCUGUGAGGAGUCAGCAUCAACAAAUAGAGCAAGGGACCAGGCCAUGAACUCAGAUGAAAAUACAUUUUAAAAAAUAUUAAUAGAAACUCUUGACUCUAGGUUCCACUGAUUUGUUGAACGCAUGAAGCACAAAAAGGAUGAUCCAAUUAUUUUGUCUGAGGGAGAAGAGGAUUUACCCACAGACAGCUCAAUUAUUUGGCAAUAUGCUCUCAUUUUUAUUUAUUGUUCUGUUAAUAUGUAAAUAUAAAUGGGUAAAAAUUGGUACAAAUGAGCACUAUGAGAUGCGACUGUAAAGAUUUUUUUAAGUAUUUAUAUGUAGGGCCAAAAUGUUUUGUUGUUUAUGUGCAUGUCCUCAUUUGGUGAUGCUAUUCUGGAUUUUUUUUUUCUUGGUUUGUUUUGUGUUUCGUACAAUUUGUUGAACACAUUUGCAUGUAACUUAAGGCGUUUUUGUUUGGCAAGUGUAGAAACCA